Psilocybe cubensis is the source of this 402-nucleotide messenger RNA. RefSeq lists its product as uncharacterized. The transcript has 2 exons. The record is from RefSeq and is a predicted model, not a curated record. Lineage: Eukaryota; Fungi; Basidiomycota; Agaricomycetes; Agaricales; Agrocybaceae. The coding region runs from base 1 to 402 and encodes 133 amino acids.
AUGUCGAACCCAAUUUCUCAUCAGCCCAUUAUAUCCCACCACGUUCACAGCGACAAUGAGCCUCUGCCCGGUGCCAGGGGCGCUGCUCCAGCUGUUGACUACACUCCCGACACCAUCGAGCAUGCCAGAUUGCCACCGUCAGAAGUGGGAAAUACACAAGAUUUUGCACCACAUCCACAGCCGCACCAGACUGCUCCUCAGUAUCAACAAGAUGACACGUCCAAAGGUCUUCCGGAGUUGCCAACGGAGCAUCAUGAGGCGGACCGAAGUGCCUCUGGGAAGAGCAAGCCGACGCUGGGGGAUAAGCUCGUCGGCAAGACACAAGAGAUUGCUGGGAAAGUAAUGCGUAAUGAAGGGUUGAAAGAAAAAGGGGAGCUAAAGAAGCAAGGAGACCUUAAUUGA